GGCACCACCACCAGGCACCAGGCACCAGGCACCAGCCGCACCAUCGCCUAUUCGCCUCCUCUCGGGCUCGCUCGCUCGCCCCCACUCUCGUGCUUCUGCUUCCCCACCCAGUCACCUCGACCUCAGCCCCUCUCGCCCUCCCUAAUCUCGACUCCGAUGCCGCCGCCGCUCCUCCAGGCGCGCGACUACAUGGGCGCCGGCGCCACCCCUCUGUCCUGCUCCUCCAGCGGCGAGGGCACGGGGCCGCACCUCGCGCUGCGGCUCGGGCUCCCAGGGUCCGACUCCCCCGGCCGCGACGCGGGGCCGGAGCCGGACCACGCCCACGUCGACGCCGCGCUCACCCUCGGCCCUGCCCCCGCCCCCGCCCCCGCGCCUCCCAGGGUCGGCGCAAAGCGCGGGUUCGCCGACUCCCGCGACCGGUGCGCGAAGCGGGACGCCACUGCUGCGGAUGACGCUGCUGGGGGAGUGACCGGGGAGGAGAAGCGGGUAGGUGCGGCCGCUGCCGGAGCUCCGCCGGCUGCCAAGGCGCAAGUUGUUGGAUGGCCGCCUGUUAGGAGCUACCGGAAGAACACACUAGCUAUGAGUGCCACAAAGACAAACGGGGAAGAUGAAGGUAGGAGUGAGGCGGGAUGCUGUUAUGUUAAGGUCAGCAUGGAUGGAGCCCCAUACCUAAGGAAGGUGGACCUCAAGACCUUUUCGAGCUAUGAGGACCUUUCGCUUGCUCUGGAGAAAAUGUUCACCUGCUUCAUCACUGGUCAAAGCGGUUCGUGCAAGACUUCAAGAAGGGAGAGGCUUACUGAUGGUUCUAGGGCUGAUGCCCUUCAGGACCAAGAAUAUGUCCUUACUUACGAAGAUAAAGAUGCUGACUGGAUGCUCGUUGGUGAUCUCCCCUGGGACUUGUUCACCACAAUUUGCGGGAAACUUAGAAUCAUGAGAGGCUCUGAUGCUGCUGGCAUGGUAUCCAAUCUUCCUGCAGCUCCAAGAUCACCGGAGCAGAUAGUUGGGACCAGAAUAAGGAACGUUGCCCGGCAUGCAGAGUCGUGAACUGAAAGGAAAGGACAGAGUUUACAUGGCGCUGAAGGGAGCGGUGUUUUUACGUGAAGUGCUCCGGUUAAGUCUCUCUCUCUCUCUUUUUUUUUGUAACCCCCACAUGUGCAAUGAGAUGUGUGUGGCCCUACUGUAAGACACCCCAUUUUGCCCACGAGGUUGUCACGUGUUAUUGUAGAUGGUCGCCUUUGUGUUAUGAACGAUCAAACUCGGCAGUAGCCUGCUUGCUGCUUCCUCUAUGAUACUUUCCUCCGUAUUUGGAAGCUCGUACUUCAUAUGGUAGAAGUAAGAAAAAAAAAGCCCAUGUUGCCCAUUAAGAUUUUUUGUUCUCCUGAUGUGUGUGCGAGUGAACUAAACUAUUCAGUGGAUCUAGAAAGAAUCUGAUCACUGAGUCUGUU
Messenger RNA from Zea mays, 1445 nucleotides. RefSeq names its product IAA19 - auxin-responsive Aux/IAA family member. Gene Ontology annotation, cellular component: nucleus. The transcript has 5 exons. Gene Ontology annotation, biological process: regulation of DNA-templated transcription. The coding region runs from base 157 to 1044 and encodes 295 amino acids. NCBI's taxonomy places the organism in Eukaryota, Viridiplantae, Streptophyta, Magnoliopsida, Poales, Poaceae. The record is from RefSeq and is a predicted model, not a curated record.